AUGGUCCCCAUUGAACUCACCCAGGAUGAGAGUGAUGCUCUCAACGCGAUGGAAACUUGCAUGUUGCACAAAGAGCUCAUCGGACAGCAUUUGGGGUACAAUAGCGUCGUCCUACCAAUGACUCCGGAAAGAAUGGCAGUUCUCCAAGCGUUGUUGAAUCAAAACGCUAUACUGAGCAUUCUUCCAACAAUGUUGUCCCACAUCGGAGUCGAUUUCUACAAAUGCAACAUUUUUGAUGUGAUCAACUAUGUCUCCGGGUUCUUUUAUGAAGGUGACCGUUUGCAACCACGUGUCCGUAUUCUUGACCCAACCAUGCUGGUCCAGUAUGGAGUAUUCUGCGAUUUUAUCGGAAAACCAAUCAAUAUCUUCAAGAUCUGGUAUGAGUUCUCGCGUCGUUACUAUCCGAAUCUCCACGUCAUGCAAACCCAAGUUUUGCAAGCGGCUCAGCAAAUAGACUUGAUGAAACUAGUCAAUGUAAACAUGGUUACUGGUGAAAUUCAGGGACCACAAGACAAGGUUCAGAUUGAAGCAGAUUGGCUGAGAUAUGAUUGA
Caenorhabditis remanei is the source of this 552-nucleotide messenger RNA. RefSeq lists its product as uncharacterized. The transcript is spliced from 4 exons. Lineage: Eukaryota; Metazoa; Nematoda; Chromadorea; Rhabditida; Rhabditidae. The record is from RefSeq and is a predicted model, not a curated record. The coding region runs from base 1 to 552 and encodes 183 amino acids.